This is a messenger RNA of Hyaena hyaena (striped hyena), 1716 nucleotides long. Its product is annotated as keratin, type II cytoskeletal 6A-like. Gene Ontology annotation, cellular component: keratin filament. The record is from RefSeq and is a predicted model, not a curated record. The transcript is spliced from 9 exons. NCBI's taxonomy places the organism in Eukaryota, Metazoa, Chordata, Mammalia, Carnivora, Hyaenidae. Gene Ontology annotation, biological process: keratinization; intermediate filament organization. Gene Ontology annotation, molecular function: structural constituent of skin epidermis.
AUGACUAGCAAAUCCACCGUGAGGAGCCAAAGCGUCAGCCACCGUGGCUUCAGCGCCAGCUCAGCCAGAGUCCCAGGGGUCUGCCGCUCUGGCUUCAGCAGUGUCUCCGUGUCCCGUUCCAGGGGCACUGGUGGCCUCGGUGGAGUGUGCGGAGGAGCUGGCUUUGGUAGCAGGAGCCUCUAUGGCCUGGGCGGCUCCAAGAGGAUCUCCAUCGGAGGGGGCAGCUGUGCCAUCAGUGGAGGAUAUGGUGGCCGAGUUGGAGGUGGCUUUGGCUAUGGAGGUGGAGCCGCCAGUGGAUUUGGUUUCGGUGGUGCAGCUGGUGGUGGCUUUGGGCUCGGUGGUGGAGCUGGCUUUGGAGGUGGCUUUGGUGGACCCGGCUUCCCUGUGUGACCCCCUGGAGGCAUCCAAGAGGUCACUGUCAACCAGAGCCUCCUGGCUCCCCUCAACCUGCAAAUCGACCCCACCAUCCAGCGGGUGAGGACUGAGGAGCGGGAGCAGAUCAAGACCCUCAACAACAAGUUCGCCUCCUUCAUCGACAAGGUGCGGUUCCUGGAACAACAGAACAAGGUCCUGGACACCAAGUGGACUCUGCUCCAGGAGCAGGGCACCAAGACAGUGAGGCAGAACCUGGAGCCCUUGUUUGAGCAGUACAUCAACAACCUCAGGAGACAGCUGGACAGCAUUCUGGGGGAGAGGAGCCGCCUGGACACAGAGCUCAGGGGCAUGCAAGACAUGGUAGAAGACUUCAAGAACAAAUAUGAAAAUGAAAUCAACAAGCGCACAGCAGCAGAGAAUGAAUUUGUGACUCUGAAGAAGGAUGUGGAUGCUGCCUACAUGAAUAAGGUUGAUUUGCAAGCCAAGGUGGAUGGUCUCAUUGAUGAGAUCAACUUCACCAGAGCUUUGUAUGAUGCAGAACUGGCUCAGAUGCAAACACACAUCUCAGAUACUUCCGUGGUCCUGUCCAUGGACAACAACCGUAACCUGGAUCUGGACAGCAUCAUUGCUGAAGUCAAAGCACAAUAUGAGGAGAUCGCUCAGAAGAGCCGGGCUGAGGCUGAAUCCUGGUACCAGAGCAAAUACGAGGAGCUGCAGGUCACCGCAGGCAGACACGGGGAUGAUCUGCGCAACACCAAGCAGGAGAUUGCUGAGAUCAACCGCAUGAUCCAGAGGCUGAGAUCCGAGAUCGACCAUGUCAAGAAGCAGUGUGCCAACCUGCAGUCCGCCAUUGCUGAUGCUGAGCAGCGUGGGGAGAUGGCCCUCAAGGAUGCCAAGAACAAGCUGGCUGAUCUGGAGGAUGCCCUGCAGAAGGCUAAACAGGACAUGGCCCGGCUGCUGAAGGAGUACCAGGAGCUGAUGAACGUCAAGCUGGCCCUGGAUGUGGAGAUUGCCACCUACAGGAAGCUGCUGGAGGGCGAGGAGUGCAGGCUGAAUGGGGAAGGUGUUGGACAAGUCAACAUCUCUGUGGUGCAGUCCACCGUCUCUGGAGGCUAUGGCAGCGCUGGCGGCUAUGGCAGUGCCAGCGGUGUGGGCAGUGGCUCAGGCCUGGGCGGAGGCAGCGGUUACUCCUAUGGCAGCGGCCACGGCCUGGGAGCUGGCUUCAGUUCCGGCAGCGGCAGAGGCAUUGGGGGUAGCUUCAGCUCGUCUGGGGGCAGCAGCUCCACCAUCAAAUACACCACCACCACCUCAUCCUCCAGCAGGAAGAGCUACAAGCACUAA